Molecule: messenger RNA, 1161 nt
Organism: Penicillium verrucosum
Lineage: Eukaryota; Fungi; Ascomycota; Eurotiomycetes; Eurotiales; Aspergillaceae
Product: MFS transporter
Exons: 2
Coding region: 1-1161 (386 amino acids)
Biological process (GO): transmembrane transport
Cellular component (GO): membrane
Molecular function (GO): transmembrane transporter activity
Source: RefSeq, a predicted model, not a curated record
AUGAACGACCAAAGCCGAUCAGAUGCCGAAAACUAUCCACUUCUCAUCGAACAGUGUUUCUCCGAGCCUCGUGCGCAAGGAAACGAGAAGAGCCGCACUUUAAACAAUUACUGGACCCGCCUUUGGCAACCUUCACCCUCCUGGGUCAUCUGCGUUUUCGCAAUCUACGAGUUUAUCUUCGGAGUUUUGGCGGUCCCCGAGUUCAAUGCAACUUUUGCCUUGAUCUGUCGCCAGCGUCAAUCACCCAGCCAGACCCACCCAGAACUAGAACAAUGUUUCGCCAAUACAGACACGCAAUCUGACCUUUCCCGAUUUCUCAUGUAUCGCCAAAUAAUAGCGGGUCUCCUCGGUGCUUUUUCGACCCCAAUCCUGGGUUCACUAUCGGAUCGCGUUGGUCGUAAGCCAAUCCUCGCCUGUACCGUUGCCGGUCCUCUUAUAUACGAAAUCCUUAUGGUAAUAGUCCUCCGUCACCCGGACUCGAUAGAUGUGCACUGGCUUCUCCUGGGAUAUGCAAUGGAAGGCCUUAGCGGGACGAUGAUUGCCGGGACUUCGACCUCACAGACCUACAUCACCGAUCUCACGCAACCCAGCUCCCGGGCGCGGUGGUUCAGUUACUUGCAGGCUUCAUAUGCCUUUGCUGGGGCGGUUGGGCCUCUCAUUUCCAGCUUGCUUCUAAAGAUGCCGAAUCCAUUUCAAUCGAUCUUUUUGCUUGCUAUAUGCUCUCAUUUAUCCCUCUUGCUUAUCAUCCUAUUCGCCUUGCCGGAAUCGCGCAAAACAGUCUCUACCGGAGUAACCUUGGACCAACCCCCUGGCGAAAGUUAUGUCCGUGUGCUUCUGACGCCGCUCAAGUCUAUAUGGGAAUCGAAAGGGUUUCGAAAUAAGAAUAUGAUCAUUCUGGCUGGGAUAGACAUGAUCAUUUUCGGAAACAUGAUAGGUCUGCUUCCGCUGCAAUUAGCAUACCCGGCAUUCUUGUUCAAGUGGCAACCGACAACGCAAAGCUUCUUCAUAUCCCUUUCCUACUCAUGGAGCGUUUUGGUGCUGGUCGUUCUAUUUCCGCCGAUUAUGACGCGGUUCCGCCGAUGGAAUAGGAGACAGGGUGUGCCAAAUCUGUCGGCUGCAUCCACUUCUGGAGAGUUGGAUGCUAUCCAGUCUUACAGAUGA